Molecule: messenger RNA, 4682 nt
Organism: Oryzias melastigma (Indian medaka)
Lineage: Eukaryota; Metazoa; Chordata; Actinopteri; Beloniformes; Adrianichthyidae
Product: RNA-binding protein 15-like
Biological process (GO): regulation of alternative mRNA splicing, via spliceosome
Cellular component (GO): nucleus
Molecular function (GO): mRNA binding
Source: RefSeq, a predicted model, not a curated record
AAGUUUUUGGCUUUUUGAAAUGAGAGGGAAGGAACAUUCGCCGCUCAGAAAGCGCUCCCGUGCUGCAGACGACGGCCAAGGAGGAAGCUAUCCUAGCGGCAAGAGGAGCGGAGCCUCCACGGGCAGCAGCGGCUCCUCGCAGAGCGGCUCGUCUUCCCGGAGAAGUUUACACAAUGACAAGAGGGACAUGAGGGACCUGGACCGAGAGAAUUCAUCCAGUCGAACCGGCAGCUAUGACUUUGGAGCCGCUUCGGGGACCAAGCCGCACGGCGGCUCGGUGGCGGACUCAUCCAGGCCCGGUCCCCGCACCGACCUGCGGCCUCCGUCCAACCCAGGAAGUGAGUACAAAACGCUCAAAAUCAGCGGACUCGGCUCCGAGCUGAACAGCGAGGAGAUAGAAGACGGACUUUUUCACGAGUUCAAGAAGUUCGGAGACGUGAGUGUGAAAAUAAGCUGCGAGAAUGACGAGAGAGUGGCGUUCGUGAACUUCCGGAGACCCGACGACGCCAGAGCGGCGAAGCACGCCCGGGGGAAGCUGGUGCUGUACGACCGUCCGCUGAAAAUCGAGACGGUGUACCUGAGCAAACGCAGAAGCCGCUCCCCCAUCUCCAAAGAGACUUUCUCCUCCGGACACAGACACCUGCACUCACAGAGGGCUCUGUCCCCCACGGGGCCCGGGUACAGGGACUUCCGGCUGCAGCAGCUGGCUCUGGGCCGCCUGCCUCCGCCGCCGCCUCACCUCAGAGACCUGGACCGGGACCGAGAGUUCCCGCUGUACGAGGCCAGGAACAGACCCACAUACAUCCCAGAGUGUGCAGUGUUCCGUGAGGACGAGCUGGUCAGCCCGGAGGAUGACCAGAGGGCGAACAGGACGUUGUUUCUGGGGAAUUUGGACGUUUCGGUGACGGAGAGCGACCUGAGGCGGGCCUUUGACAGGUUCGGCGCGAUCACAGAGGUGGACAUUAAGCGACCGGUGAGAGGACAGACCAACACCUAUGGGUUCAUCAAAUUCGAGAACCUGGACAUGGCUCACCGGGCCAAAGUGGCCAUGUCGGGGAAAAUUCUGGGUCACAGCCCGGUUAAAAUCGGAUACGGGAAGCCUACGCCCACGACCCGGCUGUGGGUGGGGGGCCUCGGACCCUGGGUUCCGCUCACUGCGCUGGCCAAAGAGUUCGACCGCUUUGGCACCAUCAGGACUAUAGACUACAGAAAGGGGGAGGCGUGGGCUUACAUCCAGUACGAAAGCCUGGACGCGGCGCAGGCGGCGUGCUCUCACAUGAGGGGGUUUCCCCUCGGGGGGCCCGACCGGAGACUCAGAGUGGACUUUGCAGACACAGAGCAUCGCUACCAGCAGCCGCCGCAGCAACCGCCGCCGCCACCGUUCAUGCAGCUUCCUCUCCCUCUGCCACAUUACGACGUGGAGCCUUUCUCUCACCGCCUCAUGGAUCCGGUGAGGAUGAGGGAGCGCUCUCCUCCGCCUCCCGCUCGCUUUCGGGAUCCCUAUUCCUCUGCCGAGUGGCCUGCCGUCGGGGCCCACGACCGGAUCCGAACCUUGGAUCCGGUUGUUGAGCGGCGCCCCAGAGAGAAGUGGUCGAUCGAGCGGGAAAUGAACCGCAAAAGGAGACAUUUGGACGAUGGCUGGCAGCACGAGCGCUCGCCGAACAACGGCGACUACAGCGCACGCCGCCACGGCGGCUCUUUAGAGCGCAGCCCUGAUGGAGGCGACGCCGAAGGCCUGCCCCGCUCCGGCCAACCCUCUCCGGUCAAAAAGAAGCAGAACAGCCGCGACGGGGUUCCUCCCGAAAAGAAAAGGAGGACACGCAGCCCCGCUGAGCCGGCGUCCGCCUCUGAGAAGAACAGUAAGAGCAAAGCGGACUCCUCUAAGAGCUCAAAGAAAGAACAUCCAUCCACAAACUCCUCCUCUCCGGCCAAGCAGACAAACCCUGACGGACAGAAGCUGAGCCAGGCCUGGGAGGGGGUCCUGCUUCUCAAAAACAGCAGCUUUCCCACCUCCCUGCACCUCCUGGAGGGAGACAUGAAGCUGGCGUCCAGCCUGCUGGUGGACGGCGCCGCCGGAGGCAAAGUUUCCCAGCUGAAGAUCAGCCAGCGGCUGCGCCUGGACCAGCCCAAGCUGGACGAGGUCUCCCGCCGCAUCAAGGCGGCCAGCUCCGGCGGAUACUCCAUCCUGCUGGCCGUGCCGGGGAAGUCCGCAGACGGCGACGGAAACUCCACGGAGCGGCCGCUCAAAAACCUCGUCUCCUACCUGAAGCAAAAGGAAGCGGCGGGCAUCAUCAGCCUUCCCGUGAGCGGCGGCGGCCGCGACCACGCGGGAGUCCUGCACGCCUUCCCGCCGUGCCCGUUCUCCCAGCAGUUCUUGGAUGCGUCCGCCAAAGCCUUUGCCAAAUCGGAAGAUGAUUACAUGGUGAUGGUCAUAAUCAAAGGAGCGUCGUAGGACUGUUGAAGGGCGGGGCCAAAAAAAGGAUCAGAUUUCAUGAUGGGAGCAGAUUGGAUCAAAUGAUUUGUUUUGUGCCGAUUCAGAUAAAACACAUUUCCAGAAGGGUACUCUUUAGAGAGAAUCUGUAUGUAUGAUGCAUUUUUACAUAAAAAAACACUUUUAUUCAGGAAAUCAAAGUGGGAAUUCAGCCACUCUUUAGUGUUAAACCUGCAUUUGAAUACGUGUAUAUAAAAAAAAGAUUCAAUCAAUUUGUAACUUUUGAUAAAGGAAAUUCCUCCUUUAAUGGAAAAGCUUUAUUCAUUUCUUAAAAUUCACAUUCCAAAUGUUUUUUGUUUUGUUUUUAAGGAUCGGUUUUAUUUGAAAAAAGCAAACUGUGGUGUCUUUGAGUUCCCACUGAGCAUAUUUUAUCUAAAAAAAUGAAAUGAACGCUAAAGAACGACUGACGUGGGAAAAAAAUGAAUCAAAACUCGACAAUCAGCAAAUCCUGAAUUCUUCAGAUUAAACUGCUGUCAUCUGCAGUGAGGGAGUGUCAUAUUUUAUGCAGAGUUUUAGGUUUUAUUGACAUAAUUUGUGUUCUAAUGUGUUAAAUCUGAUUCCAUCCCAGCAAAGUUGUACUUGAUGUCUGGACUUGAGUGAUUCAAACGUGAGGAGAAAAAAAAGACGAUAACGUCGGUUUUUCAUGCUUUGGUUUGAGUUAUGUUUAAAAAAAAAAAAAAAUCUGUGCUGUUUUGCUCUGGAUUUCUGCAAGAGAAGUGGAGAACAUCAGUGACCUGAAGGGUUCUCUAACUGUGCAAAAGCGAAAAGGCGCUCGGUCGCUCUUGUCUUAAUAAACGUUUCCGUGGGAAACCAGAGUGCCUCGGAAGACGACUGUUGUGACCUCUUCUGUUCUGGGGAUUGAUUUUGGAAGCGGAGAGGCUUCUUCACGGAAGUGUGAGACUCCAGCGCCGCCUCUCGGUCGGCUGGUUUGAUUUGAAAAUGAGGGGCACUUCUCCUGCAAGUCUAGAGUCUCCUCAGACGUACGGCUUAUCCUACCAGCUCUUUUUCUCGGAGGCGAGCCUGAAAAGCAUCAAGUGGCUGCGGCCGUCUCCAUCGGGAAGCACGGCGGUGACUCCAGCAGCGAUGCAGAAAGUAUCGGUUCAGCAUCUGUGAGAAGGAACGACGCUGGUUUUAGUUCAGAGUUUGACCUCGGAGUUUGGAGGAGGAGCCAGGACAGACUUCAGUCUGUGUCUGGAGUUAAAGCCCGACUUUGACAAAACUUAAGGAAGAACAGAUUCCCUGUAGAGUCUUUAACUUUUGUUGUUGAGUUUGACACUUUGAAAAACCAUAAAAUGUCAGACUCGAUGUGGGAGCAAAGCCACGAGCUGCAGGAUCUACAGGAAGCCGUUACUUCAGAACAGAAGGAUGCAGGAGGAGGAGGAGCGCUGCCGCUCUGUUCUGGAGCUGUGGGAUGCAGCAGCUUCUGUUCUGCAGGAGGCUGGAGGAAGGACUGAUGCAGACCGAUGGAAGGUUCCAGAACCGGGUUCUGUCAGGUUUGGAAACAUUCACCCACUGAAAGAGUCAUAGUUUGAUAAAGUUUAUAGAGGGAUUGGUGAAUAGCAGAGCAUAAAUUCAGCUGCUCUAGUGUAGUUUCACUUUGAAGAUUUAUUUAUUUAAAAAAGGUUCAAAACUGUUAAAAUGGCCAGAAAGGAGUUUGUUUUAAAACAUAUCAAAUUGUUUGUUUUCUCUUCUAACAUCAUUUCUUUACCGUAUACAGAACUUAUUUACUUUUUACAUUCUCCAGAUUUCUAUCGUUGUCAUAGAAACAUGAACCAUGGCAAAGGAAUUGGUACUUUAUGACCCUAAAUGAGCCGUAAAAAUGAACCAGACAUUCAGAACGGUGUUGGAUUUUAUUCAGGACUUGUGGCUCGGGUGUCUUUCGGACUGAGGUGGAGCCAACGAGUCCUUCCAUGGCGCCGUCCUGAUCGCUGAUCAAAUGUGAGGUGACAGAAUUUAAAACUGACCCUCAGAGAAGCUGCUUCUUACAGUGUUGAACUCGUUAAUCCAACGCUAGGAGGAAGGAGAGGAUCUAUCGGCAACAUUUACCGGAUCAAUCAGGUAAAAUUCCUCACAGAUUCAUCAGAAAUCUGAGAACAGGUGAGUUACUUCAAACAUUCUGAUUCUGUAUUUCUACCUUUUUUUUAUGAAAUGUGCAUUUGAGUUUGCAGAAAUAAAGAGAACCAUUUCUAAA